CUACGCUCGAAGCGAUACCACGCCGGUCUAGCUCGCGAAGUUGUGAAAUUAUUGUGACAUAACCCAUUCAAGGUUCAACAAAUAGUUUAGUGAACCCAACGCUUGGAUUGCACCAUUUUAAGUGAACAGUAGUGAUCCCUGUGAAAAUUCCCACAUACACCAGGAAAGUGCCAGAAUAUAGUGAAAUUUACGAACUGAAAAGCAUCAAGUUAUCCAAUAUGUACAAGGAUUCAGUGGUUCCUGUGAUGGAGAGCUUCAGCGGAGUGGCCGCGAAAAGCCCAAUGGGCCAAUGUAUCAAGACGGUGCUGCGGCGGGCCUGUGUUGAGAAGCGGCUGACGGUCGGCCUGCUGCCCGCCAUCCAGUUCCUCUCCAGCAACAGCACGGGGGCGUUGUUCUGCUUCACCACCGAAGCACCUCCUGGGGACAGCGCCACGCACAUGCAAGAGGUGUUGCUCCAAGCCUUCUGCGAUGAGAACGACAUAUAUGUCAUUAAGGUUGAUUCAGAAGCCAAAAUGCGGAUGAUCCUCGGUUUCCCCGCCUUGGACUAUAGCUGCGUGUUGGUCCACUCUCCAUACACUGAUCCCUUCAGCGACAGUCAAGAGAUCGACCCCUCAGUCCUCACCGCCGGCGAGAAACACCUGAUCGACUACUGCGAGAGGAACUGGGGAUGCUCGCAGGUCCCAGUCAUCAAGCUACCCGAGAAGUGAACCGGAUAAAAAAAGAAAUCCAAGAAAAAAAGAUACCUUCAUAGGUUUAUUUGCAACUUGGUUGCGCUGCCGGUCGGCCAUAUUUUAUACGGCUUUGGCGUUUAACGCCAUCUAGUGUUCGGUAGCUGCACUAAGUCUUGUGCGCUUGGACGAACAUUCUGUUGAGAUGUUGUUGAUGAAAAGAUUUUGUGGAAUUGUGAAAUGUUUCUAAAGUCGGUUC
This is a messenger RNA of Cydia strobilella, 927 nucleotides long. It is a transcript of the gene Gadd45, whose product is annotated as growth arrest and DNA damage-inducible protein GADD45 alpha. NCBI's taxonomy places the organism in Eukaryota, Metazoa, Arthropoda, Insecta, Lepidoptera, Tortricidae. Gene Ontology annotation, biological process: regulation of cell cycle. The coding region runs from base 219 to 707 and encodes 162 amino acids. The record is from RefSeq and is a predicted model, not a curated record. The transcript has 3 exons. Gene Ontology annotation, cellular component: nucleus; cytoplasm.